AUGAUGUGUCCUGUUGAGCUGAAGAAUUACAACUCAGCCAACAAAAGUGAGUGUGAGGUCAGUCAAACUUUGAGAAUAAUAUCGGUCCACUUUUUCAACUUUUCCAAUCUUUUCAACAUCAAAUUUUCAAAUGUGGACUUGUACAAGCUUGUGAGGCUGAUAGUUCAUCUGAUCGCUCUAUUCAAAAAUGUUUUAGACAAACAAUCAUCAAAGAAUCUAUUAGAAAAGGACGCCCUUCGUGGUUCAGCAACCUUUGCGGAGAAAGUUAAUUCAGGCCAACAUGUCGAAAACUGUUUCCAAGAGACCGACCCAACAUCUGGAAGAUACGAUGCAGAAGGCACCAAAGAAAACAUGGUUGAAGUUGAUCGAUGUUUUCUUAAUAAAAUUUCCAGAGAUUGUGAAAUUAAAUUUUCAAAAGUUUACAUCCUUUUGUGUUUGGCAAAAAGACCUUUAACACAUUUUUAUAAUCCAACUACAGUUUUUGAGUCAUUUUUUUCUAAAAUUGUACCCAUGUGGAACGACAUAUCUCUCAGACUAGCCAAUAUAUCUCGAUGA
Helobdella robusta is the source of this 555-nucleotide messenger RNA. RefSeq lists its product as hypothetical. Bases 1 to 555 code for a protein of 184 amino acids. The record is from RefSeq and is a predicted model, not a curated record. The transcript is spliced from 4 exons. Lineage: Eukaryota; Metazoa; Annelida; Clitellata; Rhynchobdellida; Glossiphoniidae.